AUGCCUAUAGAUUCUCAGCGGAAAGUCUGGAUGGUCACCGGAACUUCAACGGGUUUUGGGAAACGCUUAGUCUCGCAGGUUCUCUCCCGAGGGGAUUAUGUGAUCGCGACCGUCCGAAAGCCAGAAGACUUUAAGGUCAAUGUAACAGAGUCAGACCGCGCCCGUUUGCAAGUUCUUGCGCUCGACCUGAAUGAUCCACAGGAGAGCAUCCAGGGGAAGGUCGAUGGUGCACUGGCAAAGUGGGGUCGUAUUGAUGUGCUGGUUAACAACGCCGGCUCAGCUCCCAAAGCACUUCUAGAGGAAGGCGGAGCUGCUUUUUCUGACACCCAUCUUUCCACCAAUAUCACCGGGACAAUUAACGUCACAAACGCGGUGCUUCCAAAUAUGCGGGAUCGACGUUCUGGAAUGGUUGUAUUCUUGGGCAGUCGCUCAGUCUGGAAUGCCGAGAUACCUUUGACGGCUCAUUACAUCAUAUCAAAAGCGGCCCAGCAUGUCCUAGGCGAGACAUAUGCUUCGGAGCUGAAGUCUUUUGGCGUUCGCGUCCUCAUCUUUUGCCCCGGAGGCUUCCGUACGGAGAACAUACACACUCGUCCGCUGGUCGUGCACAACCGCAUCGCCGCAUAUGACACAUUCCGGGACGAGGCCAUGGUCGACUUCAACGAGAGGUGGAGAAAUGCCCCGGGCGACCCGGAGAAGGCGAUGAAGGUUCUUGUCGACGCGAUAAAUGGAGAGGGGAAAGCAAAGGGAAGGGAGCUCCCUUUGUAUCUGCUCCUAGGAAACCCUACAUACGACGCAGCGCGGGCGUACUGUGAGAAAUUGUCUCAGACGAUGGCUUCCUGGGAGGACGUGACGAAAGAUUUAGACCUAGAAGAAUGA
Messenger RNA from Fibroporia radiculosa, 876 nucleotides. RefSeq lists its product as uncharacterized. Lineage: Eukaryota; Fungi; Basidiomycota; Agaricomycetes; Polyporales; Fibroporiaceae. The transcript has 5 exons. The record is from RefSeq and is a predicted model, not a curated record. The coding region runs from base 1 to 876 and encodes 291 amino acids.